AUAGCCGUAUGUACAUUUUGCCGUGCUGAUCGAGGAAGAUACAACAAUUUCCCUGAACGAAGCAACUGCUCGGAAAAAAAAUUCCUUUAAAAAAAAAAAAAUAGCAACUUAGCUUACCAAAAGCGGCAAAAAAUAUAGAACAUGCAAAAGCGAAACGUGAGCCGCUGUGCUUAGCUGAAAUGAAUUUGCGCUUUUCAACAUCGCCAUGUGAAAAACGAUGUAACCCCAAAAUGUACCAUCUUUAAAAGCAUAGCAGUGGAGGAUUUUUCUCGUCGAACUUUUUACGCCAGUUUUGUGAAGGCUGCGUAAUAAGCGCGAAAAGAAUAUAUAUGCAUAUAUGUACCUAUACGGCGAACUGCUUUCCAUUUGUUUUAAUUUUUCCCCUUUUGGCGCGCGAAUUCCCCCCCGCGCAAGCGCUGUAUGUAUAUAACGCGCCAACAUAUUGGGGAAGAAGAGCUCACGCAGUUGGAGUAGCAGCAUAGCAGCAUAGCAACGCAGCAGCGCAGCAACAUAGCAACUUCAUUGCUGUUGCACAGUUUGGCAAAAUUUGAAUACAUUUUUACGCUGAGGCAAAAUGACAGACGCAUUUCGAGGCGGAUCCGGGAAUUUCAAAAAAGGCAACAAAGAUUUCAAGAAAGGAAACAACAAUAAUAACAAUAACAAUGCCGUGCGCAAGGGAGGCAUGUGGAAGGGCAACAAUGGAGGACGAGGCGGAGGUGGUCCAAGAGGUGGCGGCGGCGGAGGAAGAGGUGGAGGUGGUCCAAGAGGUGGCGGCGGAGGAGGAGGAAGAGGGGCUAGGGGAGGAGGAAGAGGCGGAGGCGGCCCAAGAGGUGGCAGCGGAGGAGGAAGAUUUGGAGGUGGAAACAAUAACAAUAAAAAAAAUUUCAAAAAAGAUGGAAAAUCAGGAAAAGUUAUUGUAGUGCCUCAUAGAUUCCCAGGAGUCUUUCUCCUAAAAGGAAAGUCAGACAUUCUUGUAACCAAAAAUCUGGUCCCAGGGGAAAGUGUCUAUGGAGAAAAAAGAUACGAAGUAAUGGGAGACAAUGAAAAAAUAGAAUACCGAGUUUGGAAUCCUUUUCGUUCCAAAUUGGGUGCAUGCCUAAUGGGUGGUGUUGGCAACAUGCCCAUCAAACCAGGGUGUAAAGUUCUCUACUUGGGGGCAGCCAAUGGAACGUCCGUAUCUCACGUAUCAGAUAUGGUAGGCGACGAAGGAGUUGUUUAUGCCGUUGAAUUUUCCCACAGGUCAGGCAGAGACCUAACCAACAUGUCAAAAAAGAGGUCCAAUGUUGUGCCCAUUGUAGAGGAUGCUAGACAGCCAAUUAAGUACCGUAUGCUAGUAGACAUGGUGGACGUCGUUUUUGCCGAUGUGGCACAGCCAGAUCAGGCACGUAUUGUUGCUAUGAAUGCUCAUAUGUUUUUAAAAACUGGAGGAUGGUUUAUAAUAUCUAUUAAGGCCAACUGUGUGGAUUCUACUGCCAAACCGGAGGUCGUUUUUGCUUCCGAAAUGGAGAAAUUGAAAAAGGAAAGUUGUAAACCGAAGGAGAAGCUAACAUUGGAACCCUUUCAUCGUAACCAUGCCAUCGUUUUGGGCAUGUAUAGGUAGGAACUCCCAAAGGUUUAGGGGUAUUCACCUGGGCGGCAACCCGCAUUGUUUGUAAGUAGCGCGUCACAAUCAUGCGGCGGGGGUAAACGCAUCCUCCACCGCACACACCUUUUGCUGCAUCACCAGCCCCAUUUGAGAUUCGAUAAAAAAAGAGGAGCAAACGAGGAAUGACCCACAAAGAAGACAAAAAUGAGGGGGCAAAUAAAACCAAACCUGCCAUAUAGGUUACCUCGAAAGAAGGCGAAACCGUUUUCGUGUUGCUUCCCCGCCGCAGCCCCACAUGUACAGUAAUGUAAAAUUAUUUUUAUUAACCCGAAUGCGACGCGAAGGAUGUGUGCUGGGUGCACGCCCGUUCAAUUCGCAGCGACUUCGCGCUCGCGGAUGCACGCACACACCACAGAUGUUCACAUCACACACGUUCGAAGCGGAUGUCCUCUACCCCCCCUGUCAUCUUCCCCUCGUUUUUGAUAUUUGCAUUCGUAUAUGUGUAGUGUAUCAACUUUGCACAUUAGAGGACACCCUUUUUAUGGCUUCACCCAUUUUGCUCAUGGAGCGUGCGCAGCUUUUUUGUCAAUCAGUAUGUUUUUUUUUUUUCCUCCCCGUGACUAUGCCACGUUUUUUAUUAUUUUUUCCCCCUUGGGACCACCAAUUUUAAAGUAUGCAACUU
Messenger RNA from Plasmodium vivax (malaria parasite P. vivax), 2267 nucleotides. RefSeq names its product fibrillarin, putative. The coding region runs from base 575 to 1600 and encodes 341 amino acids. Gene Ontology annotation, cellular component: nucleolus; small-subunit processome; box C/D methylation guide snoRNP complex. Lineage: Eukaryota; Apicomplexa; Aconoidasida; Haemosporida; Plasmodiidae. Gene Ontology annotation, biological process: rRNA methylation; box C/D sno(s)RNA 3'-end processing. Gene Ontology annotation, molecular function: RNA binding; rRNA methyltransferase activity; histone H2AQ104 methyltransferase activity. The transcript has 2 exons. The record is from RefSeq and is a predicted model, not a curated record.